AUGGAGGGCCAGUAUGUGUCUGUGAGCUCGUUUGAUUACAUAUGUUUGUCCUACCCAGACAGGGACACGGACCACCAGGCAGAGGAGCCGCGGGGCCCCGGGCCCUUCUAUUUCUUUGGAGGAGCUAACGGGGCUGCAUUAGUGUGCACUUACUGUGAGAGCAGGGGGUGGAGGAGGAUUUACAACAAGCACAGGGAGGACUUCAGGCUCAAGUGGUGUGAGACCAAGUCGCCAGCCAACUACUACAACUUCAGAGCAGGUGAACAGUUGGUGUACCAGAUUCCCAACAACAAGGUGCUCACCACCAAGAUCGGGCUCCUCAGCAGUCUCCGAGAAUUCGAGCGAGUCAGCAGUAAAGUGAACCAUGGACGCCUGAGGAGGCUGAAAAUGGAGGAGUUUAUUCCUGCGACCUUCCGCAUGGAUAUGAGGGAGGAGAGAGAGGCCUUUUUUGCUCAGCAGGAAGAUGUGAGCAACAAGGAGAGCCAGAUGUGGAUCUGCAAGCCCACAGGUCUGAACCAGGGCAAAGGGAUCUUUCUGCUCAAGAGCCAGGAGGACGUGGCCGCCCUCAGACUGAAGCUGCAGGAGCUGCAGGACAGCCGGGCCAACAGGAGGGGCUGCUUCCAGCCGCCUCAGGCUCGCAUUGUCCAGCGGUACAUCCAGAAGCCGCUGCUCCUGAAGGGGAGAAAGUUUGACGUGCGCUCCUACCUCCUCAUCGCCUGCACGGCUCCUUACAUGGUCUUCUUCCGCCAUGGCUAUGUGCGAUUAACCUGCGACCUCUAUGACCCCAGCUCCAGCAGCCUCUCUGCCCACCUGACCAAUCAGUACAUGCAGAAGAAGAACCCCCUGUACAGCCUGCUUAAGGAGGACACUGUUUGGUCCAUAGAGAGCUUCAACGCCUACGUCAACGACAAGUAUAGGGUUGCCAAAGGCCUGCCCAGGGACUGGGUGAAGGGGGCCUUUGCAAAGCGCAUGCAGCAGAUCAUGACCCAGUGUUUUUUUGCUGUCAAAUCCAAGUUGGACCGAAGACUGGGUUUCUUUGACCUGAUUGGCUGUGAUUUCAUGAUUGACGAUGAAUUCAAUGUGUGGCUGUUGGAGAUGAACUGUAAUCCGGCUCUCCAUACCAACUGUGAGGUGCUGAAGGAGGUGAUCCCUAGGACUGUUAAGGAGACACUGGAUAUAACUCUGGAGAUCUUCAACAAGUGUCGCUGCCGACAGCAGAUCCUUCCCCUGGCCACUCAGAGGGAGUUUCUGCUGUUGCAUAGUGGUGCAUUCCCUCCUGCUUCUGUCCUGCCAGGUGGCAAGAACACAUUAGGUGGAAGCACACUGAAGAGUACAUGCCACCAAAAAAGUACCAAAAAGAACCCAAAGACUGAAGGUACAAUUUGUAAGUCGGGGAAUGCGGGCAAACUUGCGUCCGUGUCAUCCUCGGACACAUCUGUGGACGUCUUAGAAACUGCCACAGAAUAUGAAGAGCCAUCAGUGCAGGUGCCUUUGAAUGCCGUCACUUGUGAAAUGACAGAGGCUCUCGGGAACAGCCUCAGUCUGCCCGAACCCACCCGGGCUCGGACAGAACACAAGACAAGCAAAUGUGCACUGGAUCGCCAGCGGAAGAACGUGGACCAGCUCAGGCACCCCGAGGGACAGCAGAAGAAGAGGAGCAUCAAGUCAAAAUCAACAGCAGCACUGAGCGGGAGGACGCAGAGCUCCAUCUCCCACUCAAUAUCGACUAAGUCCGGUCGCCUGAAGCCUGAUGCAACUCAGUCCUCACGCACCUCCCUGCAGCCCAAACAGGUUCCUCUCAGCCCACCUCAUGUGGGACGCCCUGUGUGGGUGGACACACAUGACAAAGGAAAUCGACCUGGGGAAGAGGAGCUGACAGAGGACACAAACGGUUUAGCCUUUGACAAGAAAGAGGAACUGUAAUGUAUUACAUGCAAAUAGAUAUGAUUUACAAAGCCAUAUCCAGAAGAGACCUAUGCAAUGGUCAGGUGGUGCUGUUUUUUUUUUGUUUGUUUUUUUCCACUGGACAAAUAUCAGGGAGUGGUUUGAACUCUGCUCCCCAAUGUGAUAGUAAAGAAUCUGUUCAUCACUUGAAUAAAGAUAAAUGCUUAUACUGCCA
Molecule: messenger RNA, 2119 nt
Organism: Myripristis murdjan (pinecone soldierfish)
Lineage: Eukaryota; Metazoa; Chordata; Actinopteri; Holocentriformes; Holocentridae
Gene: ttll10
Product: tubulin tyrosine ligase-like family, member 10
Exons: 11
Coding region: 1-1923 (640 amino acids)
Biological process (GO): protein polyglycylation
Molecular function (GO): protein-glycine ligase activity, elongating
Source: RefSeq, a predicted model, not a curated record